UUAAGUCUAUCAACAUUUAUCUGCUAUUCAUGGGGACAGUGAAACGUGCCAUUAUAAUUUAUAUUGAUAUAAAAUAAUGUGUUUAUUAAUGACAUGUCGUUGUUUGUGUAUUUCCUAUUCAAAUUUUCGAGAGUCGUAUGAUACCGGUGUGGACUGGCGAUGUGGGCUGCCUUGCUCUGUGCACUACCCCAACAACCCGUGCGGUGAUGGCGAGGAAACCCCGUUGACAAGGCACUGCUUUUUCAUGACGCCCAGCCUGCUACAGGAAACAAAGGGUGUUAAAUGACUGAAUCCAUGCUUCCUGCUGGAAAUCUGUGUCAUGGAUGAUGAGGACGAUCGCCGUCUUCUGGAUAUUUUAGGAGAUGUGGAUGCACUGAAUGACUAUCUCCAUGGCAGCAACAGCAAGUCUAUUGAGGAGGAUGAUGUGACAAAUGCAGCUUAUGGAUCGGAUGGAUCCUUCUUUGCUAGUGACACAGCUGGCUCCAACACUGGCCUCAAGGAUGGCUCUUCUUCAAUGGGUGAAUUCGGCGAUGAUUCAGCCGGGGCAGGCCUCCAGCUCUCCAGCAGCCUUUCAUUUAUUGAGGAUGAACUGGGGACUGGGAACUCUCCCGGAGAGGUGGAUCUCGGCGGAGAGGACCAGCCCUUUGACAUCCUGCAGAAGUCUCUUCUGGAGGCUGACAUCACAGAACAGACGCUGGCCCAGGAGGCCCUACUGGACUCCCAACCCGCUCCCACUCUAGUGCAAGCUCCUGUUCCUUUCCCUUCCCAGCUGGUCUCUGGGGGUUAUGGAGGGGGAGUGGGUGUGGUUACCACAGCAACAGCUGCGUUCCCUACGGGCCAGUUCCUGCAAGGAGUGUCCCAGCUGCCCAAUGGCUCUGCCCAGCACAUCCAGGUGUUGGGCUCCUUUGGGGCUGGUGGGGGCGUGAUGACUCUGAGCAGCUUGGACAGAACUCCACAGAUUGUGUUGAGGCCGGGGGCACCUGUACCUGGAGCAGGGCCCACAACAGGGGGGCAGGUGUUUGCCCCUACACAAGGGCAGGUAGGCCAAGUUGGCUUACCUUUCAAAAACAUUCCCCUUCAAAACAUCAUCAUCCAGAGAGGCCCAGGAGGGACCCAGACUCUUGUAAGACCUAUACAACCUAAACCCCUUCAAGCUGGGGCCCAGACUGUCUACAGCCUUGGUCUUCAGCCCACUCCCACCACCAUGGCUAAUGUAGCUAACACUAACACUGUUACUCCUGGGGGGCAGUACACAGCCAAUGGCUCCAUUGUAGUGCAGCCGCCCCUGGAGCAGCAACAGGCCCAGGCCCAGACAAACAUACCACCUGGACAGUUUAUACUCCCCAGCUCUUUGGCGCUCACCCCUGGCAGCACCAUCCACAAUGGCCCUGCUGACCCCAACUCAAAUGCCCUGAUUACCAGUCAGAACUCAGUGCAGAUUGUUGCGGGGCAGAACUUCACUGCACCACCAAGGGGUCAGCUAAUUUUGAAUCAAGGAGUAGUCAGUGGGAGUCAGGUUGGAGGGGGUGUAGCUCAAACAUGGACAGGAGUUUCUUGUGCGAGCUCCGCUCCUGUGCAGACAUCGUGUGCUCCUGGGCGGCUGACUCUGGUCGGCCCAGCAGCGGCGGGGAUCAGCGGUCAAGGCCAGGUGUCAGCCAGCCCUGUGCAGCGCCUUCUAGUGACUCAAACUCAGAACUGCACUUCUCUGUCCCCUUUACCUGGUACAGUCACACAAGAACAAGACUACAGACAGAAUUCUUCAUCGCCUGCUCUCAAACAAACUCAGCUCAGCAACAUUCAUGCCAUGAAAACCAUGACACAAGAUUCAACGCUAAACUCUCAGGUCAGUGCACAGAAGAGGCCUGCCCUUCCGCCGCUUACAAGAGAAGGAAUGUUUUUACAGCAGUUGAGGAAGGAUCACGCUGGAGUUCAGACCCCAGAUCGACGUCGGUUCACUUCGGUCAGCGAUGCGCUGCAGAGACUCCUCCCUUACCACGUGUUCCAGGGGGCUCCGCCCAGCCAGGACGAGUUCUCACAGGUGGAUGAAGAAUUUGAGGCAGUUGCGACUCAGGUACUGAACAGGACGCAGUCCAUGGUAAACAAAUACAGACGGCUGCUAAUGGUGGAAGCUGAGCGUUCAAGCCCGUCAUCAGAAAUGGUGAUGAUUGACAGGACCUUCAACCAAGAGGAACGCAGCAACCUGACACAAGACAAACGCACGGUACUAGUGGAUCCAGACAGCUUCUUGGAAGACUUCUGUUGUGGGAUGAAAUCCAAACUUUUCCAAGACCCUUUCCCGUCUCAGUCCAGCUGUAGUUGGAAUCAGUUGGACAGUGGCUCCACAGAGCCACCGUACAGGACAGACUCUCAGCCUGGGUAUGGAGAUCCGGGAGGGGGUGGGGCUGUAGGUCCAGGCCCAGCAGAUAGACUCCACCCUCCACACGUAGAAAACCAGAGCGUCCUGGAACUAAAGAGAUCCCAGCAACGCUACGGGCCCAGCAGCGCCAGCAACAACAGCCUCACCGCUGCCAACAGUUAUCCCCAAGGUAACCCCUCAUCUUUUACAGCAACGCUGGGAGGACAGGCGCACUACCAGGGGUCUCACCAGCUGGCCUCCCACCCGAUCCAGCCCCAGUACCCCCCUCAGCUCACCUCACCCCCUCACCCUGACACAGACUCUGCUCUAGAGGCAGCAGUCAACAGCAUCUUGGAAUGUUAAGACUGAUGCUUGGUAUCAUCCCCAGUGAUCUGACUUUUGUGUGUGUGUGUUUUUUUUCUUUAAUUUUCUUAAGCAAACUCUCCUGUUGUACUAUUUGUUAAGCUCCUAAAACCCUGUGUGAAGAGAGGUUAACUCUUCUUUCAGGUCUGUGAUCUUUUGUGGUACCAUCUCUGACCAUGUAGCUUGUAUUUCAUUUGUUUUUAUAGCUUUUGGAAGUUUUUUUUUUUUUUUUUUUGGAAGCAUGACGUAGGAGUCAAGGUGAACACAGGCACUUAUAAUUACCUAUAAAGAUCCGGGAAUGUGUGCAAUGCAAUGGACUAACAGGUGGAGAAUGAGCUUUUGUUGAAUUUAACAUUAUUUUACAAGGGUAGGGACUUCAGUAGCUUGAAUACAAGAGUGUUCCUCUCUUCACACACACACACCAUUAAUAUUUUGUGCCCCCAAUACCUAUGCUGAAAACCCUGAUGGAUGAUGGGGAGGGAGAAAAUGAUGACUGUGCCUAAUUCUAGGUUUUUAUUUUGAAGUGUUUACAUGAAGAAGCUCUAUUCAAAAUCAUCCAUUCCCUCAUUUCCUUCCUGCAUUACAAACAUACACAGUGAACGCUCAUCUGCUUUAGCACAGUGUGUUCCGUAGAUUCAUGGUUCAGAGGUGGACAUUUCCUUUAAGGUAAGCUCAGUAGAGACACGUUCACAUAGACAAGCUGCACUAAAUGUACUGUCGCUUUUUUUCAGGAACUCUAUGAAUAUGAGGCUCUUGUGGAUGUACAGUGUGCGCUAGGCUAAACAGAAUGUGAACAUUCGGAAAAGAACCAAAAUUUAUUUGCUUGCUCUCAGCUGCCUGCAACAAGGAUAACCUCUUAUUCACACUAGAAACCAGUCAGACUAGUCCCAUAGACCUAUGAAGUAGUGUUACUGUUCUCAGCAGUGCUUUCUUUUUUUCCCUCUUGUGCUUAAGUCACGUUUUCUUUGGCGUUUUUCUUUUGUACCUUAAAGGUAUGCAAGCCCCGACACACACACAGGACGAAUCUCGAUCCCAACCACUUUAAGCAUUUCACAGUGUGUUUGUGUCAGGGGAGCUAAGUCCUCAGAUUGAGGAGGAUAUGUUACAAUAUGUUUAUCUUUUUUAUUUAGAUUUUUUUUUAUUUCCUCAUUUUUAGAAAGAACAUUUAAAAGGAUGACUGUUUUGUUCAAUACAAUGUGUUCCCCUGCUUUGUGAACGUGACGAUACCGUCAUUAGUUUAAACGACCUUGGAUGGUCAUUGAUUGUACGUAUGUUUGUCUGCCUUCUGCAUAUAAUUAUAUAUUGAUCAUAUCUGUCUAUCUAUGCUUUACAAUUUUCACAUCUCUAUCAGGAUGUGUGUGUGUGUUAAUGUGCACACACACACACACUGGUCUAUGACUUUGUUUUCAUGUAGUUUGGUGGUUUGAUUGCCAUACUCUUGACUUUACUCCCAUGUGUUCGCUCACACCCCCAGGAUAUUUUUCUCACUUUUUUUUUUCCCAAGCAGUUCUCACAUCUCCUCUGUUUUCCCUCUCAGCAGCGCAACCAAAAUUAAUAGGAGAGAGUGUAGCUAUGUCCAGAAUCACCCUCAGAUCUUCACUUCUUUGUGCUGGUGACAACAGUUCUGUAGUUGUUAAAAAAAAAAAAAAAAAAAGUGUUAGAUCUGAAACUGUGCCCUUACAAUGACUUUGGUUCCCAUUGUGUUCUAGUUUUUAUUCUGAGUAUUUUUGAGUUCUCAUUUAGUUUUUAAA
Molecule: messenger RNA, 4470 nt
Organism: Toxotes jaculatrix (banded archerfish)
Lineage: Eukaryota; Metazoa; Chordata; Actinopteri; Toxotidae
Gene: bicral
Product: BRD4 interacting chromatin remodeling complex associated protein like
Exons: 13
Coding region: 320-2719 (799 amino acids)
Biological process (GO): positive regulation of DNA-templated transcription
Cellular component (GO): SWI/SNF complex
Source: RefSeq, a predicted model, not a curated record